Messenger RNA from Lactuca virosa, 477 nucleotides. The record is from the annotation of a GenBank genome assembly. NCBI's taxonomy places the organism in Eukaryota, Viridiplantae, Streptophyta, Magnoliopsida, Asterales, Asteraceae.
AUGAGAUCUGUCUCCAAAUCAUGGAAUGCCCUUUUAUCUCAUUCCUCUUUUGUAAAAUCCCACCUCCAUCGUUCCAUCCAUCACAACGAUCAAAUUCUCUUGGUCUUCCAACAUGAAGAAGAAUUUUCUUCUUUUUACUACUUUAAACCAUUCACUGAAAAACUGAGUCGAUGUCUCCGUCUUGAGGUCGCUAAUUUCAUCAAAGUCCCGGUUAACCCCCAAUCCGGACAUACAGAUGGCAUCAGGAUUAUUGGUUCUGUUAACGGCUUAAUAUGCUCUUCUUACGAUAAUCAUUCUGUCAUUCACAUUUGGAACCCUUCUCUUUCAGCCGUGUCAACUCUUCCGCCAUAUUCCACGCCCUCCCCUUGUUACAGUUGGAUCAAAGUCUCUUUUGGGUUUGGGUUUGAUCCCAAAACAGAUGAUUACAAACUUGUCAAGCUCACAGGCCUUAGCGGACCACCCCACAUAUGUCGUUAA